This is a messenger RNA of Xenopus laevis (African clawed frog), 2153 nucleotides long. It is a transcript of the gene nr6a1.S, whose product is annotated as nuclear receptor subfamily 6 group A member 1 S homeolog. Lineage: Eukaryota; Metazoa; Chordata; Amphibia; Anura; Pipidae. Gene Ontology annotation, cellular component: cytoplasm; nucleus. Gene Ontology annotation, molecular function: DNA binding; DNA-binding transcription factor activity; zinc ion binding. Gene Ontology annotation, biological process: intracellular receptor signaling pathway; DNA-templated transcription; regulation of DNA-templated transcription. The record is from RefSeq and is marked provisional.
GUCCCCAUGAUGCUGCUGGGUUCAUGGUAACAUGCCCAGCUCCAUGGCUGCACCCCAGCACACACGCACUGGUAUGAGAUGGACACAUGGGAAGAUGACCGCGUUGAUCAAAGAGCGUGCCUUAUCUGCGGGGACCGUGCCACAGGAUUGCAUUAUGGCAUCAUCUCUUGCGAGGGCUGCAAGGGAUUCUUCAAGCGCAGCAUCUGCAACAAACGUGUGUACAGAUGCAGUCGGGACAAGAACUGCGUUAUGUCGCGCAAGCAGAGGAACCGCUGCCAAUACUGCAGGUUACUCAAGUGCCUUCAGAUGGGGAUGAACCGCAAAGCAAUUAGAGAAGAUGGAAUGCCUGGAGGAAGGAACAAGAGCAUUGGUCCUGUACAGAUCUCAGAUGAAGAGGUUGAGCGGAUAAUGUCUGGACAGGAGUUUGAAGAGGAGGCCAAUACAUCAUGGAGUAAUAAUGGUGACAGUGACCACAGCUCUCCUGGGAAUGCAGUCUCAGAAAGCAAUCAGCCUUCUCCGGUGUCUACACCUUCCUCCAGUCGGUCAAUGGAACUCAAUGGAUUCAGCUCACUACGGGACCAAUAUUUGGGAACACCAGGUCCAACGCACUAUCAAUACCUACCUCAUCUCUUUAGCUUCUCCGCUCACCCCACAAUAAUCCCAGCCCAGUCACGAAGUCUUGACCCCCAGUCACACACCCUCAUUAACCAACUGCUGACGGCUGAGGAUAUAGAACCUCUCAAUACACCUAUGCUUAUAGAGGAUGGGUACAAAGUGACCCAGUCUGAGCUGUUUGCUUUGCUGUGCCGGCUGGCAGAUGAGCUGCUGUUCCGGCAGAUCACUUGGGUAAAGAAGCUGCCGUUUUUCUGUGAUUUGUCCAUCAAGGACUACACAUGUCUGCUCAGCACAACGUGGCAGGAGCUGAUAUUGCUCUCGUCGAUCACCACAUACAGUAAGCAGAUCUUUGGAGACUUGGCCGACGUCACUUCCAAGUACUCUCCUUCUGAGGAUGAAUUGCACAGGUUUAGUGAGGACGGUAUGGAAGUGAUGGAGCGACUUAUCUAUUUGUUCCGCAAGUUCAGCCAACUCAAAGUUAGUAAUGAAGAGUAUGUCUGCAUGAAAGCCAUCAACUUCCUAAAUCAAGAUAUCCAGGGCAUAAGCAGUGCCUCCCAGGUGGAACAACUGAACAAGCGAUACUGGUAUGUGUGCCAAGACUUCACCGAGUACAGGUACCCACACCAGCCGAACAGGUUCCCAGACCUUAUGAUGUGCCUACCUGAGGUUCGCUACAUUGCUGGAAAACUGGUGAAUGUGCCUCUGGAACAACUUCCACUGCUAUUCAAAGCCUUUCUUCACUCGUGCAAAACUAGUGUAACCAAGGAGUGAGAGAGAUGCUAAAUCAGCGUGGAAAUUGCAUUGAGGCUACUUGGAUCAUCUAAAGAAGUGAGGGAGAAAAAAAGACAGUAUCAGCCCAAAAAAAAUGGGAACAAAAAAGGAGAAAAAAUAUUUUUUUCAAACUCUUUUCUUAUAUAUUUAUUUCCUGGCAGAGUUGAAUGUAUUAUCUUCAACACGGGUGCACAAAUGAAAAACAAAGGCAGAUUCUUGCAUUUCAUUGCUGUUUACAUACAUAUUUUUUGUCUUUUUUUUUUUUUUCUUAAACACCUUUUUGUGGAGAACUUUUCUGCAUUGCAGGCGUUAGAUGUUACAGUGUUGCCUUUUUAAUACAAAUUUUGUAAUUUUUUUUCUUUUUCAAUGAAUUUAGAUUUAUUUUUUGUGUGGGAGGGAGGGUAAGAGUUAUUUUGAUAGCGUUGGGCAAAAACUACCUCAAUUUUGUGUUUUGUUAGAAUUUUUUUUUGUACUGUAGACAAUAUUGCUUUUGAUCAGAAAUUGGGCAGUGAUUUGACUAAGGGAAUAGGGAAUCUACUGUGUUUGGCUUUGCGAUGGGGUCCUCUUAAGCUCCCCAUACACAGGCUGAUGUAAGUUGCAGACAGAUUAAAUUUGCAGCUUAUUGCCCAGUGUAUGAGGCCAACUUAAUUUGUUUUAUCAAUUACAUUUUUUAGCUGCUUUAUUUUCCUCUUAAAUUGUUCUUAAUAUAUUUGAAAUGAUCAGACAAUACAAUAAGAUAAAUAGUAAUAUAAUUAAUGGAUGAAUUC